Molecule: messenger RNA, 2399 nt
Organism: Anneissia japonica
Lineage: Eukaryota; Metazoa; Echinodermata; Crinoidea; Comatulida; Comatulidae
Product: TIMELESS-interacting protein-like
Exons: 5
Coding region: 173-1180 (335 amino acids)
Biological process (GO): replication fork processing; replication fork arrest; DNA damage response
Cellular component (GO): nucleus; replication fork protection complex
Molecular function (GO): DNA binding
Source: RefSeq, a predicted model, not a curated record
UAAAUAGCUACAUUCUAGAGGGCGCUCCACAUUUUCCUUACUUGGUCAAAGAUUCGCGCGAAAUUUUGUCUUGUACACAAAUCAAAAGAACAAAAAUAUUACUGUCAGUACUCUACGAAGUAAAAGUUGAGACCAAAAUUAUAUACUGUUUUUAGCUGAUCAAAAUUGCAACAUGGAAUUAUCAGACCAUUCCGUGAACGAUGAUGAUGAGUAUGCCGGUACUGAUGACGACAUCCCUCCAGAACCACAGGAACUGCCUCCACUGGAAAUGCCAGAAUCAUCACAAGUAGAAAACCCAAUGGAAGAGGGUGAUAUUGGAGCCAUACUUGAUGCUCAUGCGGCUACUACUGGAGCAAAACAAACACAAGUUCGUGCCAAGAGAAUAGUUCGGCGACCUCAACCUAAACUAGAUCCAGCCAGGUUAUCUGGUGAUCGUGGAAUACCAAUGCUAUUAAAACACUUUGAGAAAGUGAAAUUCAAGGGCAAAGGUUAUGAGACAGAAGAUUUGAACACAUUAAUGCACACUAUGGAACACUGGGCCCACAGACUUUGUCCUCGAAUGACAUUUGAUGACAUCAUAGCCAGAGUGGAAAAACUUGGAACUAAAAAACCAGUUCAGGUGUGUGUGAAGAAAAUCCGAUUGGACAUACCGAUUAUUGAUGAAGAUAUACCAGCACCCGAGAACAUGGGUGCGGAGAACGCUCAGUUAGGAACAGCAGAACCAGCAGUUGACGAAGAGGAAUGGAAUUUUGAUGAUCUAUUUGCAGAUAAGCCAACUACUAAAGAACCAGCCACACCUGCCCAACCACCAUCCCCACCUCCUCUUCAGCCAAUUAGCAAUACUCUGACGGCUGAACAACUGAAACGAAUCGAGGAGAAGAAACUCCUGGCAGCUAAACGUAAGGCUGCAAGAUUAGCACAAGCUGCACAAGGCACACAGAGAACUGAAGAAGACCAGGAAAGCCAAGAAAACCAACAAGAAAAACAGGAAAACCAACAGGACACACUAGAAAAUCAGCAAAGAACUCAGAAAAAACAGGAGUGUCAACAGCCAGAUGACUUUGAACAAUCAGAAAAACAGAAAUCAACAUUCACAGAAAAUGAGGAUGAUUGUGUCAUGGAAAGUGAAAAUAAUGUAGUGGAAAAAAUGGAUACUAAUGAGGUCAUUGAACUUGAAUAACAAUCACUAAUUAAUAGCUCUAAGCAAAGUGUAUAGGAACUAAAAAGAGCACAGUGCACUUGUGAGUGUAAACAAAUGAUACACCCCUUUACUUUGCAAGAUCCGACGCCUACUGCGUUUGGUUAUCACUUUCAGUUACCCAGUAGGGCCCCGCACAAUUUAUGUGUUCCACAUGAUACACUUUCUUCAUAGAGGGCAAUAGUUAGAAUAAUGCUACUAUUAUUAAAAACGAUUGCGUUUUAGUAUCUUACAUGGGGGCACACUUCUAUAAGACAAGCGAACGCAGAGGGUGCACUUUUUGAUGAUAGGAACUUCCAUCGUUACUAGGUAGUGACAUUUAGAAAUGAGUUUUGUGAACUUUUUGAUAUAAUUUACAGAACCAGCUUCUAUGUUAGUGUACCUGUUGAACAAGUAAACAUGCUUGAUUCUUAAUUGUCUAUUGUUGUAAAACCAUGGCUUACAUAAAAUUGCAACAGUGGUUACACUGCAUAGCUGUCCCUAACAUAAUCAGAAAAGUUCCCAAAUUUGACUUAUAAAUCUGCGUCAACAGAUAGUGUAUAGUGACUUUAUGGAAAGCAGUCUUAAUGCAAAACAAGACACUGAAGUUUGAAUGGACAAUUUACAACAAACCGUAAAACCUUGGAUUAAAGCCCAAUGGGCUUAAUCUCGAGGUGAAGCCCAUCUUGAAUUGAAGGCACUUCUUUAGUUUGCAAAAUUAGUCUCGUCAAGAUAGCAUAGGCUUCUUUUCGAGAUAGUACAGUACAUACACUACAUGAUUUUUAAAAAACAAAAUAAAUUGAAAACAAGCUUGGUUUAUACAGUAGUUUUGGUGAUUUAAUACACUCCAUGAUGCAGAAUGAUGUUACAUUGGUCAUAUUUACUUUUUCAUAGUACAAACUCACAAAACUUACAGCAUUCAUUUCGAAAAGCAAAAAAAAAAAAAAAAAUUAGCUCAGGGCCUCAAUUCAAGAUUUUACGGUAUGCUGUCAAUAUAAGCUGUCAGCUAUUGGUGUAUAGUGACUUUAUGGAAACCAACCUUGAUGCGAAACAAGACACUGAAGUUUGAAUGGACAAUUUACAAUAUAUACUGUAUAUUAAUAAAUGUAUUACUUGAAGAUAGAUCAAAGUUUUUAUUUUAUCUGUAUUAUAUCAUCACCAUAGCAGAGGUUCAUCAAGGAGUGACUUUAGGAAGGGGAUCCACAAUGUGAAAAUGACAACA